Aspergillus terreus NIH2624 is the source of this 1242-nucleotide messenger RNA. RefSeq lists its product as uncharacterized. NCBI's taxonomy places the organism in Eukaryota, Fungi, Ascomycota, Eurotiomycetes, Eurotiales, Aspergillaceae. The coding region runs from base 1 to 1242 and encodes 413 amino acids. Gene Ontology annotation, biological process: transmembrane transport. The record is from RefSeq and is a predicted model, not a curated record. Gene Ontology annotation, molecular function: transmembrane transporter activity. The transcript is spliced from 7 exons.
AUGGAGCACCAGGAAAAAGACGAGCGUCUAGUUCCAGCCCACGAGAAAUUCACCGAAGAGGCCGCUGCAGAGCGGCCAAUCUGGAUCAGCUUUUACCUUGUCAAUCUGGAGGUCACUAUCGUCAGCACCUCCUUAAUAGCCAUGACAGAUGAGUUGAAGGGGUUCGACAAGACAGGGUGGAUCACCACAGCCUUCUUAUCAACCUUCACUGGCUUCAUGUCCGUAUGGACAAAGGUGGGCGACAUUAUCGGACGCAAAAAGACCAUCCUCGCUGCGGAUGUGAUGUUCUUGCUGUUUUCACUUGGAUGUGGCCUGUCUCAGACAGCCGAUCAACUAGUCAUAUGUCGGGCAUUCCAAGGCAUUGGCGGCGCUGGAGUCUACCCGCUCGGUAUUCUUUGCAUAUAUGAGAUUGCACCGAAGCCCAAGUUACCCAUCUACGGGGGAACAUUGGCUAUAGCUGUAGCCCUCGCCUCCUUGACAGGUCCGAUAUUUGGAGGCGCCUUAGCGCAAAACUCGGCUUGGAGAUGGGUAUUCUACAUCAAUAGCAGUGUUGAACGAGGCAGAGCCACGUUUGUUAGCGGCUGUCCGUGGAACGUGGUCGUCGUGUAUCUCACGCAGCGACUCCAGAUACUUACGAAAGCGUCGCCGCUAAUGGCCGGCGUCCGACUUAUCCCCUACUCUGCGGUUUCGACCAUAUUUACGAGCGCUGCAAACCUAGCCAGUCUAAAAGGCCGUAUACCGUUCGUUUACUUUGCGCUGGCUGGCUCCAUACUCCACAUAGUCGGGAUGGUCUUGCUGUCCUGUCUGCCUGAGACAAACGAAUUCCCUGCUGCUGGGUACGCAUAUGAAGUCAUUGCGGGGGCCGGGAUAGGCACUACAAUCGGUAUCUUGAUUUUGGCCGUCCCAUAUGUCGUCGAGACUAGGGAUCUCGCAAUUGCCACAGGGGCCAUGAACCAAGGCCGCUUCCUGGGAGGUGCUAUUGGCUUAUCGAUUGCGUCCAACAUCCUGUCUGACAAGUUACAUGCGAAGCUGGAUGGGAAGAUGCCUUCGGAAGAGCUGGACCGUCUACUGGAGGCAGUCAGCGUCAUCCCUACUCUUCCGACGAACCUCCGGGCUUUGGUCGAAAAGGCUUUCGCGGAGGGUUAUACCAUGCAGUUCCGGGUUAUGAUUGCGUUUACGGCUGUACAAGUUCCGGCCUCGCUGCUUUUGCUCCGGCGGCGGCGCCAGUACGUGGUGGAGUAG